Messenger RNA from Solanum dulcamara, 825 nucleotides. RefSeq lists its product as uncharacterized. The transcript has 2 exons. The record is from RefSeq and is a predicted model, not a curated record. NCBI's taxonomy places the organism in Eukaryota, Viridiplantae, Streptophyta, Magnoliopsida, Solanales, Solanaceae. Bases 1 to 825 code for a protein of 274 amino acids.
AUGAAGUUUAAGGGUACUGAUAGAUUUCGUAUUACCACAUACCAUAAUAUGCACACAUGUGGAGUACAACAUCUUACAAGCCAUCAUCGACACGCAACAGCUGAAGUCAUUGCUAAACACAUUGAAAAUAAAUUUAUCGAGGGGAACAGUCUAUCUACAAGAGAAAUUAAGGAAACAAUUCGUGUAGAAUUGGGAUGCAAGAUUAGUUAUUGGAAAUUUUUGGCGGGUAGUUAUAUUGCAAAAUCUUUGACAAGAGGAACACCAGAAUACGGAUAUGAAGUUAUAGAUAAAUACCGUCAUAUGAUUCAUGUUACAAAUGAAGGAAGCAUGACAGAUUUGAAGGUUGAUUUUUAUGGCAGAUUCUUAUAUUUUUUUGUAUCCUAUGGAGCUUGGAUAAAUGGAUUUGCUUAUACAAGAAAAGUCCUAGCUGUUGAUGGAACACAUUUGUUUGGAAAGUAUGGCGGAGUGUUGUUUUCUGUUAUGGCGUUGGAUACCGAAAAUCACAUAUUUUCCUUGGCAUUUUGUAUUGUAAAUUCAGAGGGUGAUGUCUCACAUCCAUCUAUAAAGAAAAUUAUUUCAAAGAUUUAUACUGAAGCUCAUUAUGGAGUUUGUGUGAGGCAUCUUGGUGAAAACAUCCGCAAAAACUUUCAAUGUGGAGAUUGGAUGCACCAUUUUUAUGAUGCAGCAAAAGCAUAUCAGAGGGACGAGUUUAAUGAUCAUUUUCAACAAAUCAAAGAUUUGGAUAUGACUGUCGCCAAAUAUCUUGAGGAUGUUGGUUUCCACAGAUGGAGUAGAGCAUACUUCCCUGCAACAGAUACGUUAUAA